Antrostomus carolinensis (chuck-will's-widow) is the source of this 1595-nucleotide messenger RNA. It is a transcript of the gene PTCD1, whose product is annotated as pentatricopeptide repeat domain 1. The transcript is spliced from 6 exons. Gene Ontology annotation, cellular component: mitochondrial matrix. Gene Ontology annotation, molecular function: tRNA binding; protein binding. The record is from RefSeq and is a predicted model, not a curated record. The annotation marks the transcript as partial. Gene Ontology annotation, biological process: tRNA 3'-end processing. NCBI's taxonomy places the organism in Eukaryota, Metazoa, Chordata, Aves, Caprimulgiformes, Caprimulgidae.
UCAGUUCUCAUUCUUUUUCUCUUCCCCUCCCUCAGAUGAAAAAACGAGGCUUAACUCCCACCGAGGCCACUUACACAGCCCUGUUCAAUGCCUGUGCCCAAUCGCCGUGGAAAGACUCCGGCCUGCAGAGUGCCCUCAAGUUACGUCAGCAGCUGAAGAGCAAAAAUGAAGAGCUGAACCUGAUCACCUACCAUGCACUGCUGAAGGUCUGCGCCCUGUGCUCCGAUCUCAGGAUGUGCUUUGAUGUCCUGAAGGAAAUUGUGCACAAGGGCCACGUUCUUACAGCCGAGACCUUCAGCUUCCUUCUCAUGAGCUGCAUAAAGGACAGCGAGAACGGCUUCCGAUACGCCUUGCAGGUCUGGAAACAAAUGACUAAACUAGGAAUAAAGGCCGACAGCCACACGUACAAUUUGAUGCUGCGUGCUGCCAGGGACUGUGGAAUAGGGGAUCCGGUCGUGGCUUCUCAACUCCUGCUCAGACCCACCCAUGAGAACCCAUCUGAGCUAAGGCUUCCACCUGGGAGGCUGAAGGAAAAGGUGACAAGUCAGAGGAAGAAGGGAUCAGAGAGUGCAGCUGCUGCCCAGUUGGAUGUGGAAGCUAUGGAGCAGCAGUUAUUUCAGGAUUGUUUGGUGCAGCCUGAAGCACCGCUCCAGGAACAAAAUAAAACUGUGAAUCAGGCUGAAACAAAACCAGCUGCUCUCACCAGCCUCAGCAUCGCUCACAGCAGGACUGGAACCUUGGUGAGGAGAAGCCAGAAGGAGAUGGAGCAGGAACAAGCAUGUCUAAGCCAGAAAUCACAUUUCUGCAACCUACCCAACUUGCUGGAUUCCAGGAUGCCUGACGCAGCCAUGGUUUCCUUGGGGACAGUGGCCACAGCAUCCCACAGGCUGGCUUUGAUGGGGGAUGUGGAAGGUUUCCUGAAUAAAAUGAAAGAGGACAAUGCAGAACCCAACAUUAAAACAUUUACGUUACUGGCUGAACUGGUGGAACCCCAAAGCCCCUCCGAGUCCUCUUUGCUGGCACUUGUAGAUGAGCAUAAAGUGCAAGUAGAUGUGACCUUCUUUAACACUUUAAUAAGGAAGAAAAGUAAAAAGGGAGACCUGGAAGGAGCAAAGAACGUGCUGCCAGCCCUGGUGAAGAGGGGACUAUCACCCAACCUCCAGACGUUUUGUAACUUGGCCAUCGCUUGCCAGCGAGAGAAGGACGGCCUGCAGUUACUCUCAGAUUUGAAGAGGUCUGGUGUGACUCCCAACAAGUACAUCUACAGCACCCUCAUUGCUGCAGCUGUGAGGCAGCUGGAUUACAGGUACCUUACGGAGAUCCUGCGGGACAUGAGGAAUAACCAGGUGCCUCCCAAUGAAGUCAUCAUACGCCAGCUGGAGUUUGCAGCACAGUACCCUCCAAAAUUUGACAGGUACAAGUCAAAGAACCCAUACCUGGAGAAAAUUGAUGGUUUCCGUGGCUACUACUAUCGGUGGUUAAAAGUAAUGGCAGGAGAGGAGACCCCCCAUCCCUGGGAAAAAUACAGACCAGCGAAGCGUGGGGUGGAUGACAAUAAGGAAGAGGCUGCGCAGGAGCAGCCAGGACAGAAGUAG